AUGGAACUACCCCAAAAUGAUGGUGAUUCUCUGGGCAACCUACUGGAGGAAUACAUCCAGUCAAUAGACUCCCCAAACCAGUUCAGUGACAAUGGUUGGUUCAUUAACACCACCCAAUCCACAGUGAUAACCACCUUCACUAGUGAAGAAGCUGGGAAAGACCUCCUUGAGGAAUUGUUAGAGACACCUGCAACCUUUGAUCAUCAGGAUGAAGGAUUUCAUGGUCACAAUCCACAGUAUGAUUUUGUUGAUGAUACUAAUUUCUUCCCUGAAACCAUUGAGUCAUUGUUCCCAAUCAACCAACUUGUGGAACAAGAUUGGGCAUUUGGGCCGAGUCAAGGAGAUUUGGGUUCGAAUACGAAUUCGGCUGUGGAAGAAAUCGACGGUACGUUUUGUGAUUUACAAUAG
Linum trigynum is the source of this 408-nucleotide messenger RNA. The record is from the annotation of a GenBank genome assembly. NCBI's taxonomy places the organism in Eukaryota, Viridiplantae, Streptophyta, Magnoliopsida, Malpighiales, Linaceae.